This is a messenger RNA of Folsomia candida, 1140 nucleotides long. RefSeq lists its product as uncharacterized. The coding region runs from base 313 to 1140 and encodes 275 amino acids. Lineage: Eukaryota; Metazoa; Arthropoda; Collembola; Entomobryomorpha; Isotomidae. The transcript is spliced from 5 exons. The record is from RefSeq and is a predicted model, not a curated record.
AAGCGGACAUAUUAUGAACCUUCUGGACAGUUUGAAUAUGCUAUGCGUGAGAGCUUUGCCUGAUGUUCCCGUUGGUAAUACUUUGAUUUAUUGACUUCAUUUAUUGUAUUUAUAUUGCGUAUUAUUUGUUUCAAAUAAGUUAUUUUUCGUGCAUUUGUCUAUUAUCAAAGCCAUCGAAUUCGCAAAGGAGGUUGAUCAAAAUGCAAGGAUGCGUCCACGAACAUUUGCCUUGUGUGGAGGUACACACAUUAGUACUAAGGAGCAUUUAGAUUAAUGCAGUUAAAAACCGUUACACAAUGAUGAAAUACAUAUAUGAAUCUUGUUAUUUUUUGUUCAGGAGAGGACAUGUUGCCAAAAUACUACGCUGUAGAAUAUACACCUCCGAAAACUGCAUUAUUGAACUGCAUAUGUUGCAUGAGCUGUUUUCGUCAACCGUUUAAUUUGGCAAUUUUUGGAUUGGAUGGCGAACUUGCUUUAAGAAUAGUUUCUGGUCAUCUCGAAAAUUGUUGGCUUCUCCGCUAUUCAAAAGAAUGCUGCUGUCAUCAGGGUAUAGUGAAGCGACUAUUGAUAAAAACACCUGAUGAUGCCGUGAUUGGCAGUUUGGUGGAAUUUGGUCACUGUUUUAUGACCCAGUGGCUUCAAAUUCACCCAGGAGUUCCUCAAACUGGGGCUGAUUUAGCGGACGCUGCUGUGGUCCAAUUCCAGUCAAAGUGCAGGUGCAUGGACUCAUUGAUGUUGUACUGUGGAUGUAAAACAGACCCAGACACCGAGGGUGCCAUGAUUAUGGCUGACAAGGAGGGUCGAAAAUAUGCAACUGCAAGACCCUGGAGUGGAAUAACGUCAGAAGAUUCUUCGUUCCUGUUCACCGUUCGUUUUGCAAAAAAUUGUCCGGUGGAAAUGAAAGCGUUAGCGUUAGCUGGGUCGUUUAUAUAUAACAACUUGAAUUGGGAGACAAGAUCGGAUCUCACGUGUUGCAUGCUUAUUUCUUGUCUAUUCUGCACACUCCGUUUAUAUUAUGACGGGGGACCAGUUACGUACGAUUAUGACAACUGGAGUAAUUUGCGGACCAGACCUGCCACUGCCUAUAUUCCAUGGUUAAGCGUUAAUAGGCCAGCCGUUGUAAAUUAUCGACGAUCUUAA